Molecule: messenger RNA, 1006 nt
Organism: Neurospora tetrasperma FGSC 2508
Lineage: Eukaryota; Fungi; Ascomycota; Sordariomycetes; Sordariales; Sordariaceae
Exons: 1
Coding region: 1-972 (323 amino acids)
Biological process (GO): rRNA processing; ribosomal small subunit assembly
Cellular component (GO): CURI complex; UTP-C complex
Source: RefSeq, a predicted model, not a curated record
AUGGCGCCAUCUCCGCAAACAAUAGGCGAAUUCAGCGUCCUCCCGAUCUCGAUCCCUCCCGUUCCGUCAUUCCCUCGCAAUGUCGUUCACUACCUCUAUGUCCGACGAAACACUCCCAAGAUCCCCACAGCCAACGACUCCAGGAGUCUCUUCCUCGCAAAUGUCCCCAUCGACAGCACAGAGCUUCAUCUUCGCGCUCUUUUCGCAUCACUAGUCGGCGCCGGCCGCUUCGAGAGCGCUUCGUUUGAGGAUGAGAGGAAGGAGGCCGAGGCCGUUGCCGCCGCCCUAGACGCCGCGCCCGCACAGGCGGUACGAUUACUGGCUGCCCACGGAAAGAAGAGGAAACGCGAGGAUCAAGAGGCUGCCGAGAGAGCCGAGGAAGAAGCUGCUGCCCGACUCCCCAGCACAUGGACCCGACCACUACGAAAGAGCGGCAGCACUGCUGUCGUGCUGCUCGCCGACGAAAAGAGCGUCCACCAGGUUCUGAAGGCGAUCGCAAAGGUUCACAAAUCCAAGAAAUAUCCCACAUGGGGCGGCGAAGGAAAUGUCGUGGCCGAGCGCGUACCACAGCUGGGUUCUAUCUGGCUUAAGGCGCACAACCAGCUUUCCUACCCCGAUCGGGAUCAGCUACAAGCCGCCGUGGAUGCGUUCUCGACCAUGUUCGCCAGGAGAGAGAGAGAAGCGGCCGAGAUUGCCAAGCGACUGCGCAACGAGCCGGACGAGGACGGUUUCGUCACGGUAACACGCGGUGGAAGAAGCGCCCCGGCCACCAGGAACGAGGCCGAGGAGGCCAAGAAGAAGAUGAUCGAGAAGGCGGAGAAGAAAAAGCAGGAGAUGACGGACUUCUACAGGUUCCAGAUGAGAGAGCGCAAGAAGGCCGAGCAGGAGGAGCUGGUGAAGCGGUUCGAGGAAGACAGGCAGAAGCUGGAUGCCAUGCGCCAGAAGCGCGGCAAGUUUGUUCCCGAAGCAUGAGCGGUAUAACGUCCAACCAGGUUUCGUUACCUCU